AUGGAUUCUCAUAAACAAAUAAGAAUACUACAAAUAAAUUUACAAAGAGCUCGUGCUACUUUACCGAAUGCUCUACAGUUUGCAAAAGAAGAAAAUAUCAAUAUCAUCUUUGCACAAGAACCAUAUAUUUCCCUCAACAAGGAAAUUGGAAAUUCCAUCGGGGCUAUUUUAUCAUCUUUUCGCAUUCUCAUAAAAUCUGCUAUAAUCUACAUUGGGCCUCUAACUCCAAUAAUAGUUCAUACUACUCUACAUACAAUAACUAUCAAAUUAGAAUUUCUUAUUCAUCCUUUAUUUUGUACCUCCAUUUAUGCUCCUCCAUCAAUAGACUUGCAAGAGAUACUUAUAGAACUGGACUCAAUUCAACUGCCUCCAAACUCAAAUCACAUCAUUGCAGGAGACUUCAACGCACAUAGCCCUGUAUGGGGAGCGCCGGUUGAAAAUAAUAGAGGUAGACUGCUUUUAGAAUUUAUUCAAGAAAAACGACUUACAAUUUUAAAUAACGCUAAUAGUCCACCUACAUUCCUGACAUUAAGAGCACAAGGUUGGAUUGACUUAACUCUCGCAACGCCUAAAAUAGCAUCCUUAAUCACAAAUUGGAAAGUUUCUGAAAUAGAAUCUUUUAGUGAUCACCGAUUCAUCACCUUUGAAAUACAAUCUGAUUUCACUUUUAAUAAAAAACGUCGCUUCAAAACUCAUUAUGGCGGACACAAUAAAUUUAUAGCUAAUCUACAAAAUUACUCUGCCAGUAUUCUUCAUUCCUUAAAAAUAGCCUCUUCAAAAGCGGAAGUAAAUUCCUCUGUUUCAUACCUCAUAAAUAGUAUAACAGAGAUCUGCAACGCCUCAUAUAAACGAUGCUUAGGUACCAAAAAAUUAAGUACUCCAUGGUGGAACCAAAAUCUUGCAAUAGAAAGAAAAAAGUAA
This is a messenger RNA of Stegodyphus dumicola, 921 nucleotides long. RefSeq lists its product as uncharacterized. Lineage: Eukaryota; Metazoa; Arthropoda; Arachnida; Araneae; Eresidae. The record is from RefSeq and is a predicted model, not a curated record.